AUGGCCAAGCGUACUUUCUCCACAUUGGAGACAUUCCUGAUUUUUCUCCUUGUAAUGAUGACUGCCAUCACAGUGGCCCUUCUCAGCCUCUUGUUCAUUACCAGUGGGACCAUCGAAAACCACAAAGAUUCAGGAAACCAUGGUUUUCCUACCACCCAAACCUCUCCAGUUACGCAGGACACCAUAGCCACCCAAGCCUCUCCAGUUACUUGCACCCCAGAGCCACCUCUAUUUCAGAACUUCAGUGGCUACCAUAUUGGUGUUGGGCGAGCUGACUGCACAGGACAAGUAGCGGAUAUCAAUUUGAUGGGCUAUGGCAAAUCUGGCCAGAACGCUCGAGGCAUCCUCACAAGGCUGUAUAGUCGUGCAUUCAUCAUGGCGGAACCCACUGGGCCAAACCGACGAAUAGUGUUUGUCAGCGUUGACAUAGGCAUGAUAUCCCAGAGACUCAGGCUGGAGGUCCUGAACAGACUGCAGAGUAAAUACGGCUCCCUGUACAGAAGAGACAAUGUUAUCCUGAGUGGCACUCACACACACUCGGGUCCAGCAGGAUAUUUCCAGUACACUAUAUUUGUCAUUGCCAGUGAAGGAUUUAGCAAUCGAACCUUUGAGUACAUGGUCACUGGUAUUGUGAAGAGCAUCGAGAUAGCACAUGAAAAUAUGAAACCAGCCAAAAUCUUCAUCAAUAAAGGAGAUGUCGAGGGUGUGCAGAUCAAUCGAAGUCCUACAUCUUACCUUAGGAAUCCACAGUCAGAGAGAGCAAGGUAUUCUUCAAAUACAGACAAGGAAAUGCUACUCUUGAAAAUAGUGGAUUUGAAUGGAGAUGACAUGGGCCUUAUCAGCUGGUUUGCCAUUCACCCUGUCAGCAUGAACAAUAGCAACCAUCUUGUAAAUAGUGACAAUAUGGGCUAUGCAUCUUACCUUUUUGAGCAAGAGAAGAACAAAGGAUAUCUCCCUGGACAGGGACCAUUUGUAGCAGCCUUUGCUUCAUCAAACCUAGGAGAUGUGUCCUCCAACAUUCUUGGCCCACAUUGCCUCAAUACAGGAGAGUCUUGUGAAAAUGCUAAUAGUACCUGUCCUAUUGGCGGGCCCGGAAUGUGCAUUGCUAAGGGACCUGGACGAGAUAUGAUUGACAGCACACAAAUUAUUGGGCGGACUAUUUACCAGAGAGCAAAGGAACUGUAUGCCUCUGCCUCCCAGGAGGUGGCUGGACCACUGGCUUCGGCUCACCAGUGGGUGAAUAUGACAGAUGUGACCGUCUGGCUCAAUUCCACACACACUGCACAAACAUGUAAACCAGCAUUGGGCUACAGUUUUGCGGCCGGCACAAUUGAUGGAGUUGGAGGUCUCAAUAUUACACAGGGGAAAACAGAAGGGGAUCCAUUUUGGGACACCAUUCGGGACCAGAUCUUUGGCAAGCCAUCAGAAGAAAUUAAAGAAUGCCAUAAACCAAAGCCAGUCCUUCUUCACACUGGAGAGCUAUCAAAACCUCAUCCCUGGCAUCCAGAUAUUGUUGAUGUUCAGAUUAUUACUCUUGGGUCCUUGGCUAUAACUGCUAUCCCAGGGGAGUUUACGACCAUGUCUGGAAGAAGACUUCGAGAGGCAGUUCAAGCAGAAUUUGCAUCUUAUGGAAUGAAGAAUAUGACUAUUAUCAUUUCGGGUCUGUGCAAUGUUUAUUCACAUUAUAUUACCACUUAUGAAGAAUACCAGGCUCAGCGGUAUGAAGCAGCAUCUACAAUUUAUGGACCACAUACUCUGUCUGCUUAUAUCCAGCUCUUCAGAGGCCUUGCCAAAGCCAUUGCAACAGAUACAGUCGCCAACAUGAGCAGCGGUCCAGAGCCUCCAUUUUUCAAACAACUGAUUAUCCCACUGAUUCCUAAUAUCGAGGAUAAACCACCAAUAGGCAGAAAUUUUGGAGAUGUCCUAGAGCCAGUGAAACCUAAAUACAGAGUGGGAGAAGUUGCUGAAGUUACAUUUGUAGGUGCUAACCCAAAGAAUUCAGCAGAAAACCGGACCCACCAGACCUUCCUCACUGUGGAGAAAUAUGAGAACACUACAGCAGCGUGGCAGAUAAUGUAUAAUGAUGCCUCCUGGGAGACUCGAUUUUAUUGGCACAAGGGAUUUCUGGGUCGGAGCAAUGCAACCGUAGAAUGGCAUAUUCCAGACACAGUCCAGCCAGGAAUUUACAGAAUAAAAUAUUUUGGACAUAAUCGCAAGAUGGAGAUCCUGAAGCCCGCAAUCAUACUUCCAUUUGAAGGCAUUUCUUCCAUUUUUGAAGUUGUAACUACUUAG
Messenger RNA from Marmota flaviventris (yellow-bellied marmot), 2292 nucleotides. RefSeq names its product N-acylsphingosine amidohydrolase 2 (gene Asah2). Gene Ontology annotation, biological process: ceramide catabolic process; sphingosine biosynthetic process; long-chain fatty acid biosynthetic process. Gene Ontology annotation, cellular component: extracellular region. Lineage: Eukaryota; Metazoa; Chordata; Mammalia; Rodentia; Sciuridae. The record is from RefSeq and is a predicted model, not a curated record. Gene Ontology annotation, molecular function: N-acylsphingosine amidohydrolase activity.